Scleropages formosus (Asian bonytongue) is the source of this 2961-nucleotide messenger RNA. RefSeq names its product layilin a (gene layna). The coding region runs from base 429 to 1568 and encodes 379 amino acids. NCBI's taxonomy places the organism in Eukaryota, Metazoa, Chordata, Actinopteri, Osteoglossiformes, Osteoglossidae. The transcript is spliced from 8 exons. Gene Ontology annotation, biological process: positive regulation of axonogenesis. The record is from RefSeq and is a predicted model, not a curated record. Gene Ontology annotation, cellular component: cytoplasm.
CAUAAUCCUUCAUUUAACAGUAGACUAUGUUUUCGACGUUCUCGUGUGUCCAGUUAGACAUUCAAUACAGAGACGACGCACCGCCGACCAGUGAGUUUAUAAGCGCAUGAUGAUGAUGAUAUUGCGAAGUUCAUGAAAACAGGAAAAGUUCGGAAUAGUACUAUGGUAUGACCGGGAAAGAGCGUCUGUUUAAGCCAGGGAACCCCCAACGUGAAUAUCUGCGGUGCUGCUUUAGAAAGGAUCUCCUGAGUGAGAGUGUCCUCGAUCGAUCGAUCGAAGAAGAAGCUCGCGCUCAGGGAGGAUCGCCAUAAAGCCCCUCCGCCGGUGCCUGGCGGUCACACACACAGCUCGUGCCCCACUGGACGUGAUGUGGACUUCUGAGGGGAGACUCGCCUCGUUGCUCUAGUGCGUGAGGAGCACAUGAAGACAUGGAUGUGCUGAAGGUGCUCGGAGCUCUUCUCGCUCUCUGCCACUGCUCGGCAUCCGCCGCGUCCAAACUCUUCAGCGCUGACUUUUACGAGCCCAGAGGUCAGAGGAUUUGCCGGCGCGGCACAGAGAAACCCUGCUACAAGAUUGCGUACUUCCAGGAUAGCCGGCGCAAGAUGAACUUCGAGGAGGCCAGUCGGGCGUGCCGCAGCGAUGGCGGGGAGCUGCUCAGCAUCGAGUCCGAAAAUGAACAGCGGCUAAUUGAGACCUUCAUCCAGGAGCUGCGGGCCGCUGACGGUGACUUCUGGAUUGGACUCCAUAGGGAGCCAGGCUACCAGGAGACCAGCAGCAACUGCCAUGCACUGUACCACUGGCUGGACGGCAGCCAGGCCACCUUCAGGAACUGGCAUGGAGAUGAGCCUUCCUGCGGAUACGAGGUGUGUGUGGUCAUGUACCACCAGCCCUCGGCACCCCCGGGCCAUGGAGGGCUCUACAUGUUCCAGUGGAACGAUGACAACUGUGACACCAAGAACAACUUCAUUUGCAAGUACACCCGAGAUAAGCGGACUCUCCCUACAACAACUGAGAACUUCACCAACACAGAUACUCCAACCAUUUCUCUGAGUCCAAAAUAUCCUUCAGUUACAAGUAAUGACAAAGAAGUAAAAGUGCGUGUCCCAGACCCAACAGACAAUGCUCUGAAUAUUGCCUACAUAGUCCUACCCACCAUCCCUCUGCUGCUGCUGCUGCUAGUGGCAACGGGGGUCUUCUGCUUCAAACUGCUCACCAGAAGGAAGAAGGAGCAGACUGAAACCUGCCCCAAGGAGCCGGGAUACUGGGUGUCAGCGGAGCGCUGCAACAGUCCGAGCCCGGAUGUGUACAACGUCAUCCGCAAGCAGCACGACGCAGACCUGGCCGGCACACGCCCCGACAUCAAGAACACCUCUUUCCUGGGCUCCUCACCAGACACUCCACCUGGAGACUACGACAACCUGACGGGCAGGGACACUGAGAGUGGCUUUGUGACGCUGGCCAGCACAGAGAGUGGUUUCGUCACCAACGACAUCUAUGAGACGUGUCACAGCCGGGGCCGCUACUGCCGUGAGACGGGGUGGGUGGACAAUGAGAUCUAUGGCUACUGAGUCACAGUAGGUGCCCCCAAGACCCUCCCUGUCCUUCUCACUGCUAGCUGGUGACCUGCUCUUCUAGCCAGAGCCCUCCUCCCCUUCAUGUGUUAGCACUGUGACUGCAAUGUCUGGUCCGCCCCCCUCUGCCCAGCCACCACAGGGAGGACCCGGUGGCUAUCGUCUCUCACAGGUUUCCUGUGUGAAGGCUGGCAGGCUGGGGUUCUGGAGAAGCUCACAGGAAACUGUCAUGAUGGCUCGCUGUUGAGUUUAAUACCUCCCCGAAUAAUACUGUUCUCAUUGGUCUUCCACCAAGACACAUCCCCCUCUCGAUCCCUCACGAUCUCUAUAUUGCUGGCCAGUCUCCGCACAUCAUUCUGACUCCAACUGCUGCCAGAGUCAUUCUGCCAUUGGAUUUUUUUUUGGGUGAGACACACAGAGGAGUGUUGGAAAGGGAACAGGGCUUCUUCGUAGUUUGCUUCGCUGCUGUUGCUGAAGUGCAACUCCACUUCAGAGUGAUCCUGUAUUCCCAUCGACUUGACUGCUCUUACUCCAGUGGGAAAUCAAAAGCAGGAGUCAUACAGAAUUGGGCCUCGAGUGAAUGAAACACAGUGCCACUGUGGAUUCAGUCAGUUUACAUGGAACAGUGUUAGGAUUGCUUCUCUUGGGUUUGCAUGGACUUGUAAUGCGGAGUCUUUUUUUUUUUUAACAAGGGAUACACUAGUUAAACGUGUAAGGUAAAGUGUAAUAGCUAAAGUCUUGUCCCAGCAACACUUUCCUGUAGAAAAACUAUGCCUGACUGAUCCUGAUACUGACUGCUGCACUUUUCACUGAUACUGGAAUGUGUUUGCCACUAGACCUUAAUAAAGCUCAAAAAAUAUGAUCCUGUCGAUUGUUGAGAAAAAAGCAUGGAAUCCUUCUGAGGUGAGAUUAUAAUGUCAAUCUUAACUUGCAUGGUUUGUCACUGUGUGUAAUGUUGAUCUGCCAGCACUGAAGAGGCCCCGCUCCCCCCCCAAUGUCCAGAUGUUAAACACAUUUACAAAUGAUGCAAAAAUAUGACAAACAUAUGUAUUCGCUGUGUAGGUGUGUUUUGUAUCGUGUUACGGUUGAGUUUUCAGUUCCUGGGGUUUUUUGUAAAGGCAAGCAUUUUUCAAGGCCUCCGUAUCACUUUUAAAUGCGGAUUUGCGGAUGUCAGGGGCACCCGCAAUUCUUCUGGGAAGCCUCCGUGUCUUUUUGGCAAAAGUUUGCUCACCAAACCUUGUGACAGACCCUGAGUGCUUAAUUCCGGUGAGAGCCGCAAGGGAACAGCUGUGUGUUGGAGGAGGAUGUCAGGGGCUGUGGAAGCACAUCUGGAGCACACAUGCAGGAAAUAUAGCCUUGAUGGAGGGGGCCUUUCAAGGCAGACCCCCCC